AUCCAUUGAUUGCGCGUCUGUCGGCUUUACGCGACUCGCAAUGUGUCAUGUCGGUCGUGCUGCCGCUGGACAAAGAUGAGCCUUCCAUGCUCGUUUCGUCUCCCCCCGGGACGAUGGAGCAUGAGGCCACGCCAACGGCCACAAAGACUCUCAGCGCGGACGAGGAGCAUCACACAAAACAUGUCCACAUCCCCUUUGAUGAGGGCGAGGCGCCGAAGCCGGCAGAUACACCGCCCUCCUGCGCCAGAGUCACCUCAGACAAGGAGAUCAGCCCGACUAGCCACCAGAAGAGCUAUUUCGGCUCUUGGACCCGCGGGGAUUGGCUCUCCUUCGCUUCGCAGCACUCGGAUGGCACCAACGGGGCCGCCUUCCCGGAUGUGAACUGGCAGUGGGAGCACAAGACAGGCUGGCGGGACUACACCAAGAAGGUCAGCACUAAGAUCGAGAUCGCGUGGCGCAGCGGCGAGACCAAGGUCCGGGUGCAAACCGGCAAGAAAGGCGCGGUGCCGAUGGAGAUCUUUUUCGAAGACAUGCUGCAACAUGACCCCGUCACUGGGAACACCCGAAAUGUGCAGAGAGCUGGCCCUUGGAGCAAGUGGCAGGGAGCGAAGCGCUUCGUGGGCGGCGUCGGGAGGGCGCUGGAGACUGGAAAGCGCCGGAAGGAGCGCUUUGCCGACUACCAGAAGCGUCGUGAGCAGCACCAUCAAGAGAUUGAGGUCCCGGAGGAAGUGCUUCACGGCACGGGGUGCUGCGCUGCCAUGGCAACCAGCCCGGUGUUCUUCAGCUGUUCGAGCUUGAUGGUCAUUCUCUACACCGUUUGGCUUGGCGUCGACGCAGACUUCAACGAUGCUCCCACGCUGACCUCUGCGGAGCCAAUUUUCCAAAUCGUGGAGAAUGUUUUUUGCGUGUUUUUCACCUUGGAGCUCCUGAUCCGGUUCUGUGCCUUCUCACGGCGUAAGAACUGCAUGAAGGACGCCUGGUUCAUCUUCGACUCAAGCCUGGCAGCGCUGAUGAUCGGGGAGGUUUGGAUUCUGCCGAUCAUCUUUGCCUUUGCGCCGGAACUCAGCCAUCAGAUACAGGGCUUCACGGUGCUGAGAUCGCUGCGGCUGGCACGGCUGGCGCGGCUCACGAGUUUGCUGCGGGCCUUCCCCGAGGCGAUGAUGCUGCUGAAAGGCAUCUAUGCGGCCGUGCGGGGUGUGCUGACGACUCUUUGCUUGCUCAUGGUGGUUCUUUUCAUUUUCGGCCUGAUCUUCAAGUCACAGGCGGCAGAGCAUCCAGUGAUCUCGGAGAGGUUCUUCUCCACGUUGUCGCACUCCAUGUGGUCAUUGCUGAUGUAUGCCACUCUGCUGGACGGACCUGCAGAGGUAUACCUGGAGAUCGAGAAGCAUCUCGGCAGGAUCAUGGCGCUUGUCUUUUUGCUGUGCAUCGCCAUCAGCGCGUGGACGGUCCUGAACAUGCUGAUCGGUAUCCUUUGCGAGGUGAUCAACAAAGUGUCCGACACCGAAAAGGAAGAGGCGCAGAUUCGAUGGCUCAAGCGGCACCUGCAAGAUAUCUUCGAGUGUUACGAUGCCAACCAGGACCAGCACAUUGGGAAGCGCGAGUUCCGGCUUCUGCUGGCAAACUUGGAGUUCCGCGAGGUGCUGCUAAGAUUCGGUACGGAUAUCCAGGUUUUGGAAGAUGUCGUCAUGGCGGAGUACGGAACCCGGGAUGGGUCUAUGAGCUUUGCCGAUCUCGUGAGCUUCGUCCUUCGCUUGAAGGGCGGAAAUGGUGCACAAGUCACGGAUAUCGCAGAUCUGCGGAAGUGCGUGCGGAUGCUGGAGCACCGCCUCGAAGCGGCAGGUGCCCUGGAAGAGAAAGGCACCGGUGCGCCGGCGCCGCCAUCGGUGGAGUCCAUUAAGGUGCACAUCCUGCGCGCCAGGGGCUUGAGGAAUGCAGACGUGGUGCCCCUCACAGGCAAGUCGGAUGUUUACUGCAAGUGCGUUGUUCUUGGCAAGCCCAAUACCGGAAUCGCCACCAGCGUGGUGAAGGACAAUCUUUCGCCAGCGUGGAACGAGGAGUUUGUGAUGGCCGACUACCAGGCCGGAGAGCACCUCCGGUUCCAGCUCUUCGACCAAGACAUGCCCGUUGUCAAGGAGGAUGACUUCCUGGGUUCUGCGGUCCUGGAAAGCGGCCGCUUUUGCCCGCAGGGCUUCGAGGGGGAGCUGCGGCUCACCGGCGCUGGGAAAGGAAUCGAGGCCUAUCUCGAAGUGAAGGUGACCGUCAAGCUGAUGCCGGAGAGUGAAGAUCCCCAGACCUCCGUAUCACAGACCAGCAUCAACUCCCUUGACAGCGGAGGGGCCACCAGCGCCGCGCUGGCCAUGAUCUUGGCUCGCCUGGACGACGUGACGGCCAACCAGGACAAACUGGUCGGACACCUCAAGCGUGUGGAAGAGCGGCUUGACAUCGUGGAGGUGGCAGUGACGAGGACAGCAUCUCCUGACCUGCGGAUGUUUGAUCGCUGACAUCUCGCUUGCCCAACAUGCCUGCCGUUUUUCCCUUGCGCCU
Effrenium voratum is the source of this 2544-nucleotide messenger RNA. Lineage: Eukaryota; Dinophyceae; Suessiales; Symbiodiniaceae. The record is from the annotation of a GenBank genome assembly.